Messenger RNA from Ectocarpus sp. CCAP 1310/34, 1660 nucleotides. The record is from the annotation of a GenBank genome assembly. Lineage: Eukaryota; Phaeophyceae; Ectocarpales; Ectocarpaceae.
AUGCUGGACCACAUGUCAGACGUGCUCGACAUGUUCACAGUUCUCUACCCUGAGCACAAGCCUGUAGGCCUGUUCGACUGGUCGUCCUGUCAUGACUGCAUGGAGGUCGGCGCACCGUCGGUGAAGAGAAUGAACUUGGGUGUCGGUGGUGUGAGGAACGGAGAAGAGCUUGCGCCGAUGGACCCCGUGACCAUCCUCGAAGAUACCCCGAACCUCCCAGCCGGCACGGUACAGCACUUGGUGUUUCGGAGGGGGGACGAUCCCCCCUUCCACUCCCCGCAUCUCAAGCCGGCGCAAUAUGUCGGAAAGUUGAAAGGAAUGCGGCAGAUUUUGUGGGAGAGGGGGCUCCUGGUCAAAGGCAUGAGUAAGACGGGGGGCUCGGGCGAAAAGCAGGACCUCAGCAAGAGCAUGGAGCACGUUUUGGGAGAGCAGAAGGACUUCAAGGAAGUUGAUUCUAGUCUGGUGCUGUUGAUGAAGCGCCACGGGGGGGCCUGUCUCAUGCUUCCUAAGUACCACUGCGAUGUAACCCCAUCGAGCUUGUUUGGGGCCGAGCGAAGGACUGGACUCGAAAGAACUGCAAAUAUUCGUUGGAAUGCUUGCGCAAGAACGUGCCGCUGAGUUUUAGACCAGAGAAGGAUAGACAGGCUGUUUCGGUAGUCCAGGGCUACUGCAAGAAGGCGUACACACACGCCCUCAUGUACCGCGAGACGCGUGUGCAAGGGCCUGAGGGCAAGAAGACGUACAAGAAGUACAAGUCGCACAGGCGCCCGACCCCGAAGGAAUGGAGGCCGUAGAGUCGAUGGCGCAUUCUUGUUCAUUGAGCUGUAUUUGUUCAGUUUUUUUCCGUGUUUCUAGUGGGAAUGUUGUACAAAAAUGGAACAUUUUUGUUGAAAACGGCCAAUUUUUGUGAUGUAUGUACGCUAUAGGUGCGGUAGAGGCAUUUGCAUAGUGUUUGAGGGCGUUCCUGUGCACGUGUGGGUGGUUUGGUGCGAAAAAAAAAAAGGAUUAGCAACAUAAAUAUGGGGGAAAAGUUGCUCUAGGGCCAAUUUCGUGGGUUCGAGACCCGCCGCGAGCAUCUUUUUCCUUUUUUUUCUCGUUUUUUCCUUUUUUUUUUGGCGACUCGCUAGACUACUCUCUUGCGCCUUGCCGCGGGCGUUCCGAAGCUGUUUUUCUUUUUCUUUUACUCGCUCUCAGUCAAAAGUUAUGGACAACCAAAAUCGGGUCCUUGGAAAUUACCACUUUAGUGUCGAUAUUUUUCACUGCAGUGCCUAACACAGACGAUCGGGAGAGAUUCGGGUGAUUGUCAAAUGCUGCUAUGAUGGCUUUGGUUGGUUGUUCUUUUUCACUGUACGGCCGCAGACACAUUCUGACAGCACUUCAGACAGCAGCUUUGUGCCCCGCCAGCUGCUUGUUCCAUGCCUACCAUGGUGUUUUUGUACAGACAGCACUUCAGACAGCAGUAUGCUGUAGUCGGCAAUCUUCCGUUUUGGUAUAGAGUGGGACAGGGAGGGGGUGAUGCUACUGCUGUAGUCGAACGGUGGGACGGACGUGCAGUUCAGUUUUUGGGCACGCAUACGGUGCUGCAGGGAUUUUUAGGUGUACCUCUUCGGGCUCUUGGAUACCUUUUCCUCGUUAUAUAUGUGCGUGUUCUUUAGAUCCU